AUGACCGACGUCCUGCCUCAGCCCGACUGCAGCCUGAAGGCGGUGUGCGAGCCCCUGCAGCGGUGCUGCCUCGAUGGGCUGGAGGAGCCGGGCGGCAAGCGGCCCCCCAACACGGGCGCCCGGCUCUGGGGCCGCGUGCGCAGCAGGCUGCUACGCCAGAAGGUGCUAGGGGGGCUGGAGGGACUCGAGGUGGUGGGCUCGAGGGACCGAGGGAGGGCUGGGGGCCGCUGUCUCUGCCUCUACCUCUGCCGUUCGAGCUCCUGUCUGCUCCGUGGAGUCCUGGGACAGAGAUUGGUCUGUCUGGUGAGCAGUUACCGACCAGCAGCAGGGACAGCUCUGGCCUGUCUCUGGGCUGCCACCUCUCCCUCACAUGCGUUCUCUCUCUCUUUUUCUCUGCAGUUGGACCCACAAACUGUAGAGACCAAGAACUGGCACACGGAUGUGAUUGAGAUGAAUGGGAUCAAGGUGGAAUUCUCCAUGAAGUUCACCAGCCGAGAUAUGAGCCUAAAGAGGACCCCGUCCAAAAAGCAGACCGGUGUCUUCGGUGUGAAGAUCAGCGUGGUGACUAAGCGGGAGCGCUCCAAGGUACCCUACAUCGUCCGGCAGUGUGUGGAAGAGGUGGAAAAAAGGGGCAUUGAGGAGGUUGGCAUCUACCGGAUAUCAGGGGUGGCCACGGACAUCCAGGCGCUGAAGGCUGUCUUUGAUGCCAAUAACAAGGACAUCCUUCUGAUGCUGAGUGACAUGGACAUCAAUGCCAUUGCUGGUACCCUCAAGCUGUACUUCCGGGAACUGCCUGAGCCCCUCCUCACAGACCGACUUUACCCAGCCUUCAUGGAGGGCAUCGCCCUGUCAGACCCUGCUGCCAAGGAAAACUGCAUGAUGCACCUCCUCCGCUCCCUGCCCGACCCCAACCUCAUCACCUUCCUCUUCCUGCUGGAACACUUGAAAAGGGUUGCUGAGAAGGAGCCCGUCAACAAAAUGUCACUUCACAACCUGGCUACCGUAUUUGGCCCCACGUUACUAAGACCCUCAGAAGUGGAGAGCAAAGCACACCUCACGUCAGCUGCAGACAUCUGGUCCCAUGAUGUCAUGGCACAGGUCCAGGUCCUCCUCUACUACCUGCAGCACCCCCCCAUUUCCUUCGCAGAACUGAAGCGGAACACACUGUACUUCUCCACUGAUGUGUAGCCCGAGGCGGGGGCGGCUGUGGGGGGUGGCCAGGGCCAGCCUCUCCAGCUGGGGGCCCAACUGACUUGAAAGACUGCAAUAGAAAACUCCCAAACUCAGCACUCCAGACUCCAAGGGAAGCCAACUUCCAAGAACUGGAAUAUGUGCAUCUUUUGUGCCACCUUGUACAAAGCCAGCUGACCAGCCCCCAGCCUCACCUCCGCACCCUGGGCUCCCGCCCUCCGUACCUCUAGUUGUGUCUAAUGCUCCAUGCUGUUCGGGAUUUGUUUUAUAUAUAUUUGUUCUGCAGAAAAGGUAGUGACCGACCUGGUAUGGGCACACUGACAGCCUGCUUUGUUCUCUCAUUUCCUCCAACACUUUCUUUCCUCCAGAGUCCAGUCCAAGGGCUUUUAUUUUGCGCGGUGUAACUGCUGCCAGCUUCUCCUCUCUUGGCCCUGUUCCCAGACUGCUGUCUCCUGGCAGCCCCCCCUCGUUUUUCCUCUGCGCUCUUCCUUCCAGCCUGCCUACAUGCAUGUGCAGCCUUGGUUUUCGCUCCAUCACCUUGAAAGUCCUGAAGAGGCCUGGGUGGCAGCAGCAGUGGGCCUGUCUGAUGCUGCCGUUUGCUGCCACCAGCCCUCUUCUUCCUCUCCGCCUGUGGAAGCACACCCGCUCUUCCUUGCUGCCUGUGCAAAUGUUGGACAAGGAGACAGACUCGCACUAAUCCUCAGCUUAGCACAGAGUUGGAGAGCUGAUUUCUGGAAUUUUCCGUUUGAGAAUCUCCAUUUUUGGGGUUUAUCUAUUCUAUCUCCUGCCUACCAGUGAGGCAUCUUUGACUGUUUCUUCUACUGCUUUUCAGUUCCUUUUCCCCUGGUGUUGCUUCCUUUGAGUGUACAGACUCACAAAAAGUGACCUGCUAUCAAGAUAGCCAGAAGGUCAGGAAGGAAUCUGGGGGUGUGGGAGAGUCAGGCUGCUGAGGAAACAAGACAGGUUGAUCCGUCAGACGAGUGCCAUGCAGCACUGGGUGUCCUGUGUUGUGGGGGGAAGCAGCUUUGAGAAGCAAGGAGUUGUAGUGGCUUUUCUAACGGAGCUGAACUUCCUGGAGGGCAACUCAGAUGGCUGAAGCAGGUGUCCAGAAACAGGUCCCCUCCAGGAGGCUGGCAUCUCACGUACCUCGUGGUACCUUUGCCUUAGAUUUUACACACAUUUUCCACAGCUGAGCACUGCCACGGGGCAGCCCCACUGCCACGUGUGCUCCAGGGCCUGGAAAAGGAAGGUGCACAGCCCAGCGGUAGCCAGCCAUCAUGGUGCUGCCCCCUACCCCGUCCCGGCUUCUAGAUGCAGCCUUUUCGGUGAACUCUGGGAAACACCAGAAGUUGGGGGAGGAUGAGGGAUCACAGGCACCUGCCUCUCUUGGAACUGGGGUUUACUGGGGGCCCUCCUUGUUGUCACUCUAUUCCAGAGUAGGGGAUCAGCAGGUUCCCUCCCCAACUUUGAGACCCAUUGCUCAGGACUAGAAAGGAGUGAGAUAUAUUCCCAAAGCGCAGUUCCCACCUGAGCAGCGGCUGUUGGUCAGCGGCAGUUAGCCUGGGAGGGCAGACACUCCUAGCUACAGGGGCUUGAGCUACAGCACAGCUCCCUGGAUCUUCUGGCAGAGAGUAGAUUCUGGGCCAUCAGGAUUGGGGAAAACAGCUCCCAUUGUGUAUGCUCAGGGCUGAGUCUUAAAGAAGGGUUUGCUGGCCCUAAAGCUGUUGUGCUUGCUCAGGCAGGGCCCUUUCUCAUCCUGUUUAUAUUUGUUGCCUUCAGCAGAACGGUACACAUUCUGUGCAUGUUGGAGGAAAGAAAUGCCUAAAAGGAAAGAAAUUCUGACUACCCAGCUGCCUAAUAGCAGCUUAGCAAGAAGCCCCACUCCCUGGGACAGGAGGUGGGGAAAGGAUGCCACUUGAGCCUAAAGAUCGCAGCACCUGAACAUUCCUGAAGUAUCUGCUUGGCACUCAGGUGGUGUGUGGCAUGGACAGUUCUUGCUUGCUUCCAAAGGGAUUGACAGGAAUGAGUUAGGGCCUAACUACAGAAAGUUACAGCCAAAAAUGGGUGCUUCUGACUUCCCCAAAGCAAGGAAUGUUGCUUCUCAGCAUCAGGUAGCUACUGCACCCCCAAGCUUGCUUAGGCAGGAUAGGAGGAAGGCUGCAAAGGCCGAGAUAUGCAAAAGGUUCAUAAUAUUUAUAAUUCUACCCCCAGAGUGGGGAGGGGAGGGUGCCAGACCUGGACUAAGCUGCCACAAGGAAAAUACCUGGUGGGUUCUCCUGAGAGACAGGGACUAUGCAGCCCAGAACCCCAUCACUGUGCCCAGCAGGGUGGGCUGUGCCAACAUGAGCCCAAGAGACAGGCUACAGAAAUCCCAGGUAUGCCUGUCCCUGCUGGGCAAUGGCUGAGGGUUGCCAGUUUUUGCUGAUACAGGUAAGAUGGGACCCUUCAUUAAUAUUUGACUUUAAUAAGUUGGUAAGGAUAUAUCUUUUUUUUAAUCUGUUCUGUUUCAACUUAUGUAGAUUAUUAUAAAUUGAUGUAAACCAUGUGAGAGAAAAAUGUUAAUAAAAAAAAAAUGCGAAGCCCCAACAUUUGCACAAACUCA
Molecule: messenger RNA, 3793 nt
Organism: Galeopterus variegatus (Sunda flying lemur)
Lineage: Eukaryota; Metazoa; Chordata; Mammalia; Dermoptera; Cynocephalidae
Gene: ABR
Product: active BCR-related
Exons: 8
Coding region: 1-1188 (395 amino acids)
Biological process (GO): positive regulation of GTPase activity; signal transduction
Cellular component (GO): membrane
Molecular function (GO): GTPase activator activity
Source: RefSeq, a predicted model, not a curated record